Molecule: messenger RNA, 1963 nt
Organism: Amyelois transitella
Lineage: Eukaryota; Metazoa; Arthropoda; Insecta; Lepidoptera; Pyralidae
Gene: AdoR
Product: adenosine receptor A3
Exons: 3
Coding region: 241-1572 (443 amino acids)
Biological process (GO): G protein-coupled adenosine receptor signaling pathway; adenylate cyclase-activating G protein-coupled receptor signaling pathway
Cellular component (GO): membrane
Molecular function (GO): G protein-coupled adenosine receptor activity
Source: RefSeq, a predicted model, not a curated record
UUGCCGGCGGGACAUACAUUGUAUUUCGCACUGGCCACCCACGUGAUCAUAAAAGUCGUAGUCCAAAAGAGUAAAAAAAGUAUUAAAAUAAAAAUAUUGUGUAAAAUAACUUUAUAAAUGGAACUCUUCUGAUAUUGAUACUUUUUAAAAUUAAAUUUCGAAUAUGUGCAAAGGAAACUUUUCUUUACCAACUUGUAAAUUUAAAUUGUUUAAGUUAUGGCUUAGGUCCCGAUUUUAACCAUGUCGGAGGAUACGACUGUUGAAGUGACUACAUUUGGACCAGUUCCUCACCGAACUCCUACACCGGAGCUGCACGCGACUUAUACUUCUCUUGAAAUCUUAGUGGCUCUAGUGGCUAUCGUUGGCAAUGCUAUGGUGAUAUACGUAUUCCAUCGUGAUAGGAGACUGCGAAGACGUACAAACUAUUACAUAGUGUCAUUGGCAGUUGCUGAUUUCUUGGUGGGAUUGCUUGGAAUUCCCUUUGCAAUUCUUGCAUCAGUGGGCUUGCCGAGGAAUCUCCACGCGUGUUUGUUCACGGUCUCCUUAUUGGUGAUGCUGUGUACUAUAAGUAUCUUCUGCCUGGUGGGUGUGUCUGUGGACCGCUACUGGGCGAUACUCCACCCUAUGUGCUACUCCAGGAACGUUAGAACGAGAACAGCAAUCGUUAUAAUCUCCGUUUGCUGGGUGUCUGGCGCAUUCGUGGGUUUACUCCCACUGUUCGGCUGGCACGCGGACGUGGAGGCUGCUCCAGGGUGCUACUUCGUGGAAGUCAUGGACUACAACUACCUGCUGUUCCUGUACUUCGCCACAAUUGUCACCCCGAGUGUGCUUCUGGCUGGCUUCUAUGCUCAUAUCUACAGAGUCGUUGUUAAACAGAUGAGUGAGGUGAUGACGGUAGAAGGUAGCCGAGGACGUAUGGCUGGAGGCACCAUGCUCCGUGUCUUGGGGGCAGCUCAGAAACGCGAGGUCAAAGCGACGCAAAACCUCGCUAUCAUCGUCUUCUUCUUCAUCAUCUGUUGGAUACCUCUUUAUACCAUCAACGCUAUCAAAACGUUCAAGCCUGAUUUGGAUAUCCCAAAUUCUCUCACUUACUUUUGUAUCAUUUUCUCCCACCUAAACUCUGCGAUUAAUCCAUUACUCUACGCGUACCAUUUGAAAGACUUCCGAGCCGCUCUUAAGGGACUUCUUUGUACUAUUAUUGGAAGAGGAGUACCAAUACCAGCAGCAUACAGACCGCCAGUCCCCGUCAGGAGGCCAGCGUUAGAGAGAUGUAACGCUCUGAGGGAGCGACCAAAAGUAUACGUUAAUUCUCCAGUUUGGCUCAGGCAGAAAGAAGCUGAAACGGCGGCUGCUGAGGCAAGCAGAGUUGUGAGUAUUUCGGCACCCGCGGUGCCUGAUGUGGAGCCAUUUCUGAAUAGAAUUACAGAUAGCUCAAGCGGCCACCAUACUCCUGAAGGCAGGGAAUCGAACGGCCCCUAUCUUAUUGAUGUAAGCGAGGAAAGGGGUCAAAGUCCAUACAAAAGAGUUGAGGAGUUGAUCAGACGAGUGAGGAGUGUUAGUGGAGAUAGCUGACACGAGGCGUGCCGGUCGGUGCCGGCGUAUAGUGUCACAUGAAAACGAAGCUUUAAAUGUCAAAGACAUUCCCUUAGGUCUACGUGAGACGUUGUUACCAAAGAUGAGUCAUACCAAUACUUCCUUAUGAGAUUUGCAGAGUUUUGCUUAUAAGUACCUGAUAAGAUUCCAUAAAGCUAUAUUUUUUAUGUUGUUGCUUUAAUGAAGUGCUGAUGUGAUUCAAAUUAAUCAAACUCUAAACAAUAAGUAGUUGAACGGAUAGUAUUUAUAAAGUUUUACUAUUUAUUUACAUUUUAGACAUGUCGAGUUUUAAACUUACCUAAUAAAUGUAUGUGCUGUAAGUCUGUUAAAAUUUGCUUUUGAGAAGAUUCAGUCAAUUGUUGCUUGAAAU